Messenger RNA from Rotaria sp. Silwood1, 3822 nucleotides. The record is from the annotation of a GenBank genome assembly. Lineage: Eukaryota; Metazoa; Rotifera; Eurotatoria; Philodinida; Philodinidae.
AUGACAUCAAAAAUAGUUGAGUUUCCUUUACUUAAUCCAUGGCAACAUUUUACGAUUUAUGGUACACAUAAUCGUUAUAUUGUUGUGGCAAUGAAUAAAAAUCGAUCGAAAUGUCGUAUUCUUAAAAUUGAUCGUAUGGAUCAAAAAGAAUUAACUAUAACUGAAGAUCAACAUGAAUAUUCACAUGUUGAACUUCGUCAACUUCUUGGUACUAUUGAAGUCAGUAAUAGUCGAGUAGGUGGUUUUAGUAAAACAAUUCAUUGUUAUGGAAUUAUUGGUUUUAUUAAAUUUCUUGAAGGUUAUUAUAUGAUUGUAAUAACACGACGAAGUCAAGUAGCACGUAUAGGUUAUCAUAGAAUAUAUAAAAUUGAAGAAACAGCAAUGUUAACUAUAACAAAUGAAGAUAUUAAAAAAAUUCAUCCAGAUGAAAGCAAAUAUCUUCGUGCAUUACAAAAUCUUGAUUUAACAAAUGGAUUUUAUUUUAGUUAUACAUAUGAUUUAACACAUACAUUACAAUAUAAUUUUAUUGAACAAAAUCGAGAAAAAAAUAAUUUCAAUAAUGAAAAUUUAUGUUGGGGUACACGUUAUCAACCAACAUGGAAAUAUGUUUGGAAUGAAUAUUUAGUUGAACCAAUACGAUCACAAGUUCAUCCAAGAUGGUUACUUUUUAUUAUAAAUGGUGUUAUACUUCAAUAUAAUUUAAAUGUAUUUUGUCGUUCAAUUUAUUUAACAUUAAUUUGUCGACGAUCACAAAGAUUUUCUGGAACAAGAUUUCUUAAACGUGGUGGAAAUUCAAAAGGUUAUGUGGCAAAUGAAGUUGAAACUGAACAAAUUCUUCAUGAUGCUUCACUUUCUUCACUUGGUAAAAGUCAUUUUACUUCUUAUGUACAAUUACGUGGUAGUGUACCAGCAUUUUGGAGUCAAGAUCCAAAACAAGUACCUAAACCACCUAUUGUUAUUGAUCUCAAUGAUCCAACAUAUGUUGUAGCAUCACAACAUUUUCGACAAUUAUUUUAUCGAUAUGGUUCUCCAAUUCUUAUUCUCAAUCUUGUUAAAAAACGUGAAAAGAAAAAACAAGAAUAUAUUUUAUCUGAAGAAUUUUGUAAUGCACUUGAUUAUAUAAAACAAUUUAUACCGGAUGAUAAUGGUAUACAAUAUUUAGCAUUUGAUAUGGCUCGUGUUAAUCGUUCAAAACAUCGACGUGUUAUGCCUAAAUUAGAUGAAAUAGCUCGUCGAUAUUUACAACAAACUGGAUUUUUUCAAAAUUUUCCAUUAUUAGUUAAUGAUAAACAAUAUUUUUAUGACAAAGAAAAUGCAAUUAAAUUAACACCAUAUCAAACAUUUUUUGUACAAACAGGUGUUGUACGUGUCAAUUGUGUUGAUUGUCUUGAUAGAACAAAUACAGCUAUGUAUGCUAUAGCAAAAUGUGCUCUUGGUUAUCAAUUAUUUGCUAUGGGUCUUACAGAUUCACCACAUUUACAAGAAGAUUCUGCAGCUGAAUUAGUAAUUAAACAAUUAUUUGAACAUUCCGGUGAUAUUUUAGCACAACAAUAUGCUGGUAGUCAAUUAGUUCAUCGAAUUGAUACAUAUAAAAAAUUAACACCAGCUUGGUCAACACAAUCUCGAGAUAUUGUACAAACACUUUCACGUUAUUAUUCAAAUACAUUUUCAGAUGCCGAAAAACAACAUGCAAUGAAUUUAUUUUUGGGUAUUUUUCAACCAAAAAUUGGUCGACCACAUUUUUGGGAAUUAGCAAGUGAUUAUCAUUUACAUGAUCCACGAAUAAUACCUGGUUAUGUUGCACCACAUUGUACAAAUAUUCUUGGUGAUGAUAUAUGGUUUUCAUUACCACUUGCAGCUGAACAAGUUUUGAAAUCAAAGAAAGAUUGUCUUGAUAUUGUUUCUGUUAAAAAUGAUGAUCCACUUGUUGAUGGUUUUAAUGAAUAUUAUCGUCCAGAUGAAUUAACAAUAUUUGAAGAAAAAUUUGAAUGGAAUAUGGAUUCAACUAAUAAAGAUUUAGCAUAUAAUUAUACAAAUAUUCGUGAAUUUACACCAUUUUCUGUUCGAGAUAAUAAACAACGAAAAAGUAUAGUUGGUCUCAGUCUUACUGCUGAUGUUCAACAACGUGCACUUCUUCCACAAUCAACAUCUUUAUCUAAUCAAUCUCAAAAUUUAAAUCAAGAUCAAUCAUCAGAUGAAGAUAUAUUUGAUGAUACAGAUACUGAUGAAGAAACUUCGAAAAAACAAUUAUUAUUAACAAAUAAAAAAUCUUUUAAAUCAAAAACAACUAGUAAAUUAAUUACUGAUGAUUCAAAUAAUACUAGUGCUAUACAAGUAAAACGUCUUUUAAAUAUUAUAUUUCCAACAACAAAUGAUAUAUAUGGUUUUCAUUUGGAUGAACCAUCAACUGAAUCAUUACAUUGUUAUGAACAAUAUGCAAAAAUAGCACGUGAUGCAUGUUCAUUACCAACAACACCAAUACCAACAAAUAAUCAACAUACUUAUGAAAUAUCUCUAUCAACAAAUCGAUCAAUGUCAUCAAGUUCAAGUUUUGAAAUUGUUUCAUCUAUUAACAGUGAACGAUCAAAAUUAACACAACAACAACAACAACAACAACAUCAACAAAUGGAACAACAAUCAUUACAACAAUCAUUAAUAUCUAUGUUCGAUGAACCAAUCGUUAGUGAUGAUGCUAUUCAAAUUUAUGAACGAUCAGUAGCUGUAGCUCAUCAAGGACCUUUUGAACCGUCAGAUAUUGAUCGAAAAGUCUAUGAAACAUAUGUAGCUUCUUUGGCAAUUACUGUCCAGUCAAUAAUUCUUCGUCGUACAAUUCAAUAUAAUAUUCUUUCUCGAAGAUAUAAUUCUUUAUCAUCAAAAGAUAAUUUUGUUCGAAUAUUUGAAGUUGGUCCUCGUGAUGGUUUACAAAAUGAAAAAAUUCAUGUACCAACAUCGAUUAAAGUUGAAUUUAUUAAUCUUUUAAGUCAAACAGGUCUUAAACAUAUUGAAGUAACUAGUUUUGUUUCUCCAAAAUGGGUACCACAAAUGAGUGAUCAUGUUGAAGUACUUUCUACUAUUCAUCGAAUACCUGGUAUAUCUUAUUCAGUUUUAACACCAAAUAUUCAAGGUUUAAAAAAAGUUCUUUCAUUGGGAAAAAAAGCUGCUGAUGAAAUAGCAAUAUUUUCUGCUGCAUCAGAAGCAUUUUCAAAGAAAAAUAUUAAUUGUUCAAUUGAAGAAUCAUUUCAACGUUUUGAUGAAAUUGUACAAAUUGCAAAAGAAAAAAAUCUACCUAUACGUGGUUAUGUAUCUUGUGUUAUUGGUUGUCCUUAUGAAGGAAAAAUUAAACCAUCACAAGUUAUACCUGUUGUUAAAAAAUUACUUGAUAUGGGUUGUUAUGAAGUAUCACUUGGUGAUACAAUUGGUGUUGGUACACCGAAAUCUAUUCAUGAAUUACUUAGAGAAUUAAAAACAAGUGGUAUUCCAUCAAAUAAAUUAGCUAUUCAUUGUCAUGAUACAUAUGGACAAGCUAUUGCUAAUAUUGCACAAGCAUUAGAAAUGGGUAUACGUUGUGUUGAUGCAAGUGUUGCUGGUCUUGGUGGAUGUCCAUAUGCUAAAGGUGCAACAGGAAAUGUAGCAACUGAAGAUGUUCUUUAUUUAUUACAUGGACUUGGUUAUGAAACAGGUGUUGAUCUUAAUCGAUUAAUUGAUGCUGGACAAUUUAUUACAGAAGCAUUAAAACGAGAGAAUGCAUCAAAAACUGGACGAGCACUUUUAUGUAAAAGACAAAAUGAAAACAAAACAACUGUAAAGAACAAUAAAACCUAA